Molecule: messenger RNA, 1054 nt
Organism: Eupeodes corollae
Lineage: Eukaryota; Metazoa; Arthropoda; Insecta; Diptera; Syrphidae
Exons: 3
Coding region: 285-1016 (243 amino acids)
Source: RefSeq, a predicted model, not a curated record
AUACACAGAUUUGUGUAAUGUAAGAUUUUAAGUAUGACUUUGAAUAUAUGUAUGUACAUAUUUAAUGUAUAUACUUGAACAAGAUACUCCCUUUUUGAUCCAGAUAAAUUACAAACUUACAUGUUUAUGUAUGUAUCUAUUAAUCAAUCACGUCCCAAAAAAGUGAUUCUAAUUACAAAUGUAGAUAAUGCUUCGCUUCACUACGUGUUCCAAUGAGCCAUUUGCAGUUUCAUCAAGUUGUAUAAAAUGGAACAUCAAAUCAAAAGAUUAAAUCAAAAAUCAGCAUGAUGGCUCAAAUCAAAGUAUUGUCAACAUUUCUGUUCAUCCAUUGUGUGGCAUCAAAUGAAAUUUCCUUUUUUAAAAGUUCCAACUAUGCUCAUCAUGCCCGUCAAUAUAACAACAAUAACAUCGCCACGCACCGAAAACUAAUAUCAUCACCAUCCUCAGCAUCAGCAUCUCCAAUUCAAUACUUGGAAACACCUGAUUAUGAAAUUAUGCUCCUAACUGAAGAAAAUUCCAAUCCGACAUGGAGAAAAUAUUCAGAACUCUUUCAACCGAAAGAUAUGAGAACGGCACCACUAUUUGAGAAACUACACAAACAAACAACACCAUCAACACUUUCAACAACAACAACAACGAAUGGUGCUGGAUCAGCUUAUAACCUAGAUCCAGUUAUAGAUCGUAUAUUAAAUUUGCUUGAUAAUGAUGAACAAAAGAUGUUAGAUGAUCUGAGGAAGACUUUUGAAAAACCAACUUAUUCAAAUAAUGCUAAUAGCCCUCCUCCUCAAAGAAGAAGAAAACCAUCACCGCCAAAUAGAGUGAGUAGUUCAGGGAUUUCGAAAAACCAUCACCAGAAGCCUAAAUCACAUCCACAUCAGGUGAGGGACUUCCUCUAUAAGGUACCUUGCAAUGAAGGAUAUGUUUUUCUUGUUGAAAGUCAAAAGAAUCCAAUGAAUCCAAGCGCAUUGAGUGAUUUGCUUUUGAGAGUGAUGAAAGUUGUAACCAAAAUGUCUUGAUAUUCUUUUUUUAUUUUUGUGCAUCUAAGUAAAAUAAA